Molecule: messenger RNA, 594 nt
Organism: Phytophthora infestans T30-4
Lineage: Eukaryota; Oomycota; Peronosporomycetes; Peronosporales; Peronosporaceae
Product: Drug/Metabolite Transporter (DMT) Superfamily
Exons: 2
Coding region: 1-594 (197 amino acids)
Cellular component (GO): membrane
Source: RefSeq, a predicted model, not a curated record
AUGCGCGUAUGUGUCAAGUACGCGAGUCGCCACGUGACGUCGCACGAAACAGUGUUAUGGCGCUCCAUUAUAGCAUGGCUGCUCAACUUGGUACUCGUCUACCGCAGGAACAUCACAUUAAUGGUGGCGUCGAAGCACCGUAACGUGCUCUUCUGGCGCUGUUUCUUCGGUACUGCUGGAAUCAGCUUCCAAUUCUACGCAAUGGCACAAAUGGUAUUGACAGACGCAGUGGUGCUGAUCUUCACGAGUCCAAUCGUAACCUUUAUGCUGGGUGCGUUGGUGCUGGGUGAAGCGAUUGAGUACCUCAACUUCAUCAGUUGCCUGGUGUCGUUUAUUGGCGUGAUGUUCGUCACCAGACCAGCGUUCUUGUUUGGUACAGACGAGUCUAAGGAAAUGCCAUCACUGGCGAUUAUUUGUGCACUCGGUGGCUCUGUGAUGCAAGCUUCGUCGUAUAUCACGAUGCGCCAGUUGAAAGAGCUGAACUACGUGGUCAUUAACCACUACUUCCUGCUCUUUGGGCUGCUAUACGCACUCGCGACGCUGUGGUAUUUUGGUGUGGUAGGUAGCAAAGUCACCUCGGUUGCUGGAUGUUAG